Dama dama (fallow deer) is the source of this 5183-nucleotide messenger RNA. RefSeq names its product solute carrier organic anion transporter family member 4C1 (gene SLCO4C1). Lineage: Eukaryota; Metazoa; Chordata; Mammalia; Artiodactyla; Cervidae. Gene Ontology annotation, cellular component: membrane. The record is from RefSeq and is a predicted model, not a curated record. Gene Ontology annotation, biological process: transmembrane transport; sodium-independent organic anion transport. Gene Ontology annotation, molecular function: protein binding. The transcript is spliced from 13 exons. The coding region runs from base 92 to 2251 and encodes 719 amino acids.
CCUGGGUUUAUUUAUUUAUUUAUUAUUAUUAUUAUUAUUAUUAUAUUGCGGCUGCGGCAGCCCCAGGGAGUCGGGAGGACGCGCCCGGAUCAUGAAAAGCUGCAAAGGCAUCGAGAACCCGGCUUUCGUCGCUUCCAGCCCAGAAAACCCGCGCCGCCUCUGUGCGUCGUCGCCUUGCAUCGAGAUCUCCGUAGUGUCCACCCCGGACGCGGGCUCGCCGCCGCCGCCGGCGCCUCAGGAGCCCCCGGAGCGCCCCGAGUCGCCUCAGCCCUCGGGGGCUCCCGACGCCUCCCGGCUCGGGUCGCUGUCCGAAUAUGAGGAGGGGCCCUAUGGCUUGGGCAGCUUCCAACCCCGGGCUCUCCAGCGCUGCAACACGCCCCGGGGCUUUCUGUUUCACUACUGCCUCCUGGCCCUCACGCAAGGUAUUGUGGUGAAUGGCCUAGUAAAUAUUAGUAUUUCCACUAUCGAGAAGCGCUAUGAAUUGCAGAGUUCCCUGACGGGCUUGAUAUCAUCAAGCUAUGACAUUGCCUUCUGUUUGCUGUCUUUAUUUGUAUCAUUCUUUGGUGAAAGAGGACACAAACCAAGAUGGCUUGCGUUUUCAUCCUUUAUGAUAGGGCUGGGAGCGCUUGUGUUUUCACUGCCCAAAUUUUUUAGUGGAAAAUACCAAUUUGGGUCCCUUUUCAAAGAUACUUGCUCAACAACAAAGAAUCAACAUGGUUGUAACACUUCAAGUUCUCCACUUUUCUACUACUUGUAUGUCUUCGUUUUGGGACAACUGUUGCUGGGAACAGGAGGAACUCCUCUGUAUACCCUGGGAACAGCCUUUAUUGAUGACUCUGUGCCCAUCCACAAAUCUUCUCUGUAUAUAGGAAUUGGCUAUGCCAUGUCAAUUUUAGGCCCUGCUGUUGGCUAUGUGCUGGGAGGACAAUUGCUAACCCUGUACAUUGAUAUUGAUUUGAAACACAGCAUUGACAUUACUGAGGAUGACCCUCGAUGGCUGGGGGCAUGGUGGAUUGGAUUUCUUAUGUCUUGGCUGCUUGCUUGGUCUUUGAUAAUACCUUUUUCUUGCUUUCCAAAACAUUUACCAGGUACAGCAAAAAUUCAAGAAGGAAAAAUUUCCCAAACUCAUCAGAGUGCUUCCUUACAACAUACAGAUAGUAAUUUUGGACAAAGUUUUAAAGAUUUUCCAGCUGCUCUAAAGAAUUUGAUGAGGAAUACUGUCUUUAUGUGUUUAGUUCUAUCAACUUGUUCGGAAGCCUUAAUUACCACUGGAUUUGCUACCUUUUUACCUAAAUUUAUAGAAAAUCAGUUUGGAUUGUCUUCUAGCUCUGCAGCUACUCUUGCAGGGACUGUUUUAAUUCCUGGAGCUGCUCUUGGUCAGAUUUUAGGUGGUAUUCUUGUUUCGAAAUUCAAAAUGACGUGUAAAAACAUCAUGAAGUUCGCUUUGCUCACAUCUGUAAUCUCACUUGUACUGACUUUUGUGUUUGCUUAUGCCAACUGUGAAAAUGAGCCGUUUGCGGGUGUGUCUAAAUUAUAUAAUGGGACAGGGGAACUGGGAAACUUGACCGCUCCUUGUAAUGCUGAUUGUAACUGCCUGCGAUCGUAUUACUAUCCUGUCUGUGGAGGAAAUGGAGUCCAGUAUUUUUCUCCCUGCUAUGCAGGUUGUACACAAUCCAUCUCCAAAAGACAUGCAAAGGUAUAUUAUAACUGUUCAUGUAUUGAAGGGGAAAUUGAUGUAACACCUACUCCAUCAAGUGUUAGUCUUGAAGCUCAAGCUGGAAAGUGUUCAAGUCAUUGUAAAAACUUGCCCCCAUUCCUUGGCAUUUUCUUUGCUGCAAUUGUUUUUACCUUCAUGGCUGGUACUCCUAUAACUGUGUCCAUCCUCAGGUGUGUUAAUCAAAGGCAGCGAUCUCUAGCAUUGGGAAUACAGUGUACGUUGCUUCGAUUAUUAGGCACCAUUCCUGGGCCUAUUAUAUUUGGCAGUGCAAUAGACAGUACAUGUAUUCUCUGGGAUAUUAACGAAUGUGGGAAUAAAGGAGCUUGCUGGGUUUACAAUAACGUCAAGAUGGCCUAUAUGCUAGUGGCCAUAAGUGUUAUUUGUAAAAUUAUCACUGUUUUCUUCAAUGGACUUGCAGUCUUUUUGUAUAAACCUCCACCAUCAGUCACAGAUGUGGCAUUUCAAAAUCAGAAUGCAGUUGUGACUACGGUUUCAUUAGAAAGUGAUCUCAGCAGAGCAGGGAAUGACGGAUGAAACCGCAAAAGAAAAGAUUGAAAAUUGGCCUGCAUUUGUAAGAGUGCGUAUCACUGCAGCAUUAACUAUCCAAUAUGGACAAUCAUAUUUUAGAAAUUGGUUUUUUUAAUAAUUAAAUGUGUUUCCUGUGUAUGUAUGGACUCUUAAUUUGUUUUUGUUUUAAUAUAAGAAACAGACCUGUGCCUUCAAAGCUCAUCAAAAGCCUCAAAACACACACACACACAUAUAUAGAUGAAAUCCCCAGCUAAUAAACUACUAGAAAGAAAAAGCCAGUGUUUAGUUAACAGUUUAUAUUUUAAAACCAAAGUGAUAUUUCUAUCCCUCUUACAACUUGUUUUAUUUUAAUUAUCAUUGUCAGUAGUUUGGCCUUUUUUAGAAAAUUCAUGGUGUAAAAAUUCAAAUAUAUCUAGUUUAAGUUCUAAGUUUCAAGAACUGUUAUUGAAAGAACAUGAAUUUAAAACCAUCUAAAUAAUAUUAUUUGUUUUUAAAUUUAUAUGUACUAGUCUGUCCUUGAUUUAUUAUAGACAGUUAGUGAACUCUUAGAAUGUUGGUUAAUUAUCUUUUUUGUGUCCCAGUACAUAGUGCAUUCAGAAAUAUUGGCACUCUAUACACAUAUCUCCACUUUAACUCAAGAAUUCCAGGAAGUGAUUUGUUGAUAUUGCUGAUUUUUAACAUUUUUAUUAUUCUGUGAUAGUAUUAUUCAGUUCCAUGUCUUCCAGAGGAAGGUGCCAGCUUCAGUAAAGUGCCAAUUAGAUAGGAAAAGAUUUCUUUUUUUAAAAAAAAUGGCUUAUGUCCAUUUUAUUGAUUUUCUUUGAAAAGCUUUCUUCAUGAACUAUGAUCAGUGUUUAUAUACUCAGUAGCUCAACUUUUGUUGUUUGAAAAACGGAUCACCUAGUACAUUACUUAUAGCACAUAAGUAGCGCUUUGCUUAUCGUAGGCAUGUAUUAUUGUUUGGUUAAAACAUUAAACUCUACUUUUAACUGAUCUGUUUAUUUAAAGAUUAAGUAUUUCACAUAUAUAGCAUUAUAAUUCCAUUUUUUUCAGCUCAGACUUUGGCCAACUUUGUGUACUCAGAAUUGUGGAGGACAUACAUCAAUAAAAAUAACUUCUACCUGGUCAAGAGCUGUACUGAUUAAGAAAAUUGUUGAAGUUCAUACCCAUUUGAAAUUUCAUAAAAUAAGGUUACUGGUUUAAUAAGACUCAUUAUCAGCUUUUUCCUAGGUUAGCUGUUUACAAUCAGUGUUUUAUUGAGUAACGAAAUGGGUAAAGGCCUGAUAGGAGAGCAGGAUCAGAAGCACUAGUAAUUCACAGAGUUUUGAAGAAUUAUAUUUUGUGGUAAUUGGUGGCCAGAGGCGAUUCAAGAAUUGAGUAGCUUUAUAGAUUGAGAUGCAGGGAGGAAUGAAUUUGAAGUGAGGCAAGCAAGCACACAUGAAUAUUAGGGAAUUGGAGGAGCUGUGGGUCACCCAUCAGAGAGACAGAUCUACUUAAACUAGGAACACGUAAGCACUAAAGGCUGAAGCCAGAAUGGGUGGUCAAAAACCCAGGUGCUUGAGAAACAGGAAAUGCAUAACAACCAAAGAGACAGUUCAAGGUAGCCAGGGGAACAAACAUGUGAUACUCCUAGUUCAGAAGCGGUCUCCCUCCUACCCAGCUAGACACAUUUUAGAUUCUUAUUUUUAUUUUGGCUGUGUGGGUCUUCGCUGCUGCUGAGGCUCUUCCCUAGUUGCUGGGGGCAGGGCCCCCUCUCCAGUGGCAGUACUCAGGCUUCUCUGGGGUAGCUUCUCUUGUAGAGCAUGGCCUCCUGCAUGCACUUAAAUACUGCAGACCCAGGCUCUAGAGCAGAGGCUCAACAGUUGUGGUGGACGGGCUUCGUUGCUCCGUAGCAUGCAGGGUCUUCCCGGACCAGGGAUGGAACCCAUGUCGCCUGCAUUGGGAGGCGGGUUCUUUAUGGGUCACCAGGGAAGCCCCACUCAGACACUUUUUAAAUGCUUCUUAGAGCCAAGGCUGACGGGAGAGUUUAGGCUUUCUAUAUCCUGUGUGUGGGGCUUCCACAGUGGCUGAGUGGUAACGAAUCUGCCUGCCAAUGCAGGAGACAUGGAUUCGAUCCCUGGGUUGAGCAGAUCCCCUGGAGAAGGAAAUGGCAGCCCACUCCAAUAUGCUUGCCUGGAAAAUUCCAUGGACAGAGGAGCCUGGUGGGCUUCAGUCUAGGGCGUCGCAAAAGAGUCUGGCACGACUUAGUGACUAAACAACAGCAAUCCUAUAUGUGGAAGAUGGGAGUUGAGUGGAAACAUUUUCUAGACGUAAAAUAACGGCAAAUCCUCAAGAACUCAUUUAUAGAGUGGAAACAAAAACUAUAAAACAUAUUAGUCUAAAGCCACUUGAGAGAAGAGAAAAAAAAUCACGCCACUCAGGAACAGUUGAAUAAGUCACUAAAUGAUUGGCAUUCACAAUGAUUUUUAGUUAUCAAGGGUUUCAUUGUGUUCAGCAUACUCAAUUUUAGUAGAUGAUAAACAUUUUUACAAAAUUUUAAUGAAAGUGAUUAAAAAUAAUUUUGGCACUUAAAAGAAGUCAGACUCAUUUAUAACAUACAUAUUUACAAAGAAUACCUCCUCUUAUGCUAGGGCAAUAUAGACACUACUAUAAUUUUUAAACAUUGUUUAUUCUUUUGGAGUUACCUAGAUUAUAUGAAUUGGUAUUAUGCUACUUUUAGAACAUAAUUUUUUAUAAUAUGUAUUUUUCACAAUUUAUAAUGAUUUUUAAGUUUGUAAUUUGGUGAUUUUUUUUGUACAUAAUUGAAUAUAUGUCUUAAAAUUUAACAUUUGAAUUUUCUUAAUUAUAGGAAAUACAAAUGUAAAACCUUUACAUAUGGAAGAACUGUAUAAUUGUUUACCUGUGUAAAUUGGAAGAAAAUGCAAAUAAAAUUUUAGCUCUA